AUGUCUGGGUGGCGGGUGGAUUUAAAAUCUGAUUCAAAACCGGCCCUAAAUUUCAAGGCCUGUUUAAAGGAGUGCAGCCUGCUGAACCUCCAAACGUACAUAACAGACGGAGAUGAAACGUUUGUUCCGGAUGAACCAGAAGUCAGUCAGUUUUUGCGUCGCAGUUUGUGCCUCCACAUCAAGCACCUGUCUCAGCAGCUCAAUUUGCAGCAGGUUCUUAAUAGUCUGGUUGCGAAUUUGGCACUGCUGGUCUGGGCAUUCGGCUGGAAGUCAGCUGCAAACUUUUCGUUCGAUAUUUCGACAUUCCGCGGCACCUGUGAUGUUGCCGGUGCCGCCAAUGAAAACACCGUGGUGCUGAGAACGGUCUAUGGACGAAUUGCGGGCAUCAAGAAGAUUGUUCUUGGUCAUGAGCUACAUACAUUUUUUAACGUGCGAUACGGAAGGGCUCCGGUAGGUAAUCUUAGAUUCAGCUUCCCGCAGGAGCCAUAUCCAUGGGUAGAAGUCAUGAACAGUAUGCAACCGGAUAUUUCGUGUUAUCAGGUGAAGCAUUAUCCGCUGCCA
This is a messenger RNA of Soboliphyme baturini, 561 nucleotides long. The record is from the annotation of a GenBank genome assembly. Lineage: Eukaryota; Metazoa; Nematoda; Enoplea; Dioctophymatida; Soboliphymatidae.